AUGGGAAAGACAGAGGGAAAGCCAAAGGGGAAAAUGUCUUCUUAUGCAUUUUUUGUUCAGACAUGUAGAGAAGAGCACAAAAAGAAGCAUCCGGGAGAACAAGUUGUUUUUGCUGAGUUUUCUAAGAAAUGUUCUGAAAAGUGGAAGGCAAUGAGUGCAAAGGAGAAAAAGAAAUUUGAAGAGAUGGCCAGUAGAGAUAAAACACGUUUUGAAAAUGAAACUGCCAACUCUUCUGGUGGCAAAGGUGCUCGAGGAGGAAAAAAAAAGAAGAAGGAUCCUAAUGCUCCAAAGAGGAAUUUGUCAGCAUUCUUCUUCUUUUGCAACGAAGAACGCAGCAAGGUCAAAUCACAACACCCAUCAUAUACAGUUGGCGAGGUGGCUAAGGAACUUGGGAAAAAAUGGGAAGUGUGUGAGGACAAGAGUAAGUAUGAUGCAAUGGCUGUGAAGGACAAGGCUCGAUAUGAAAAGGAAAUAGCUGCUUACAGGUCAGGAGAAGAUGUUAAAAAACCAAAGACAGCAGUUCCAAGUAAAAGAAAAAAGAAGGAAGAAGAUGAUGACGAUGAAGAAGAUGAUAAAGAUGAUGAUGAUGAAGAGGAAGAAGAAGAUGAAAGUGAUUAA
This is a messenger RNA of Helobdella robusta, 618 nucleotides long. RefSeq lists its product as hypothetical. Gene Ontology annotation, molecular function: DNA binding, bending. Gene Ontology annotation, biological process: regulation of transcription by RNA polymerase II. NCBI's taxonomy places the organism in Eukaryota, Metazoa, Annelida, Clitellata, Rhynchobdellida, Glossiphoniidae. The coding region runs from base 1 to 618 and encodes 205 amino acids. The record is from RefSeq and is a predicted model, not a curated record. The transcript has 4 exons.